Messenger RNA from Schizosaccharomyces osmophilus, 1047 nucleotides. It is a transcript of the gene ptc1, whose product is annotated as serine/threonine protein phosphatase PP2C catalytic subunit Ptc1. The transcript has a single exon. The coding region runs from base 1 to 1047 and encodes 348 amino acids. Gene Ontology annotation, molecular function: protein serine/threonine phosphatase activity; cation binding. The record is from RefSeq and is a predicted model, not a curated record. Gene Ontology annotation, biological process: protein dephosphorylation. Lineage: Eukaryota; Fungi; Ascomycota; Schizosaccharomycetes; Schizosaccharomycetales; Schizosaccharomycetaceae.
AUGAAAGGACAUAACACAGUGUCUAGUGCAUUGCUGGAACCAUUACAAAAGAUGAAUCCAUUUAAAGAUUCAGCACCUGCAAAUCAUGGCCGACGAGCAAGUAUUUCUUACGAUGAAGGAGAAGGGCGAAGUCAUCUUGUCGAUGCAAAAGACAACGAAGGUCAAACAAUGCGAAUUGGCAGUACGAGGCCUAGCAGAACAUCCAACUGGCUAGCGGGUAUGGUUGAAGACAAGAAUCAACGAUGGAGGAGAGCCAUGGAAGACGCUCAUAGUUGUUGGUAUGAUUUUGGCGGUAACCAGGAUGAUGGCUUUAUAGGCGUUUAUGACGGCCAUGCUGGAGCCCAAGCUUCUGACUACUGCAGAAAAGUUCUGCAUAAGAUUUUAUUGGAAAAACUGAGAAAAUUCCCCGACCGCCUUGUGACAGAUUUGCUUGAUGAAACCUUCGUUGAGGUCAACGAUAGCAUUGCAAAAGAAACCAAGAACGAAGUAUGCGGUUGUACCUCUGCUGUUGCAUUUUUCCGCUAUGAAAACAAUAGAUCUCGAAGAGUAUUGUAUACAGCUAACGUGGGUGAUGCUCGUGUUGUUCUUUGCCGCGAUGGAAAAGCUAUUCGUCUCUCUUACGAUCAUAAAGGAUCCGAUGAGAACGAGUCUCGCCGAGUCACUCAGUUAGGAGGAGCGAUGGUGCAGAACCGGAUUAACGGUGUUCUUGCCGUUACAAGAGCCUUAGGCGACACUUAUCUGAAAGAACUCGUGAGUGCUCAUCCCUUUACGACAGAGACACGAAUUUGGUCAGGUCACGAUGAAUUUUUUAUUGUAGCUUGCGAUGGACUUUGGGAUGUAAUUUCAGACCAAGAAGCUGUUGAUUUCGUUCGGAAAUUCACCAGCUGUCGCGAAGCUGCCUUACGACUAGUCGAGCAUGCAUUAAAACGAUUGAGUACAGAUAAUAUAACCUGUAUUGUUGUGAACUUGACGAGGACUCCUGGUGAUGUUGACGAACCCGGAGUUAUGGUUGAUUCUAAUAAUGAUUAUAGCAAUGAUUAUUAUUAA